AUGGCAGACACUCGCCGACGACAAAAUCGCAGCUGCGAUCCAUGUCGCAAGGGUAAACGGCGAUGCGAUGCUCCGGCGAACUCGCAGGAAUUCCAGACCGAGGCCAGUCUAGCAUGCUCUAACUGCAAGCGCUGGAAGAAACCUUGUACAUUUACAUGGGCCUUGUCCCAGGCGGCAAGGCCUAGGCAGCCUGCGCCUCGCAAGCGAGUGACGAAAUCAAAGAACGCAGCAGUUCUCGACGAAGCAUUGACUGCGGCCACUGCGACUGCUAUCCCUACCCCCGAGAGCGACAGUUACGAUGCCCCUCCCAGUGUUGCGACUUUCGAUAUCCUCCCGAGCUGGAACGAGGGAUUACUCUCGCAUCCAGGCGACCUGUUUGAUUUCAACCAGUUCUCUAUUCCUGUUCAUGUGGAAGGUGCAGGAGACAACCAGGUUGAGGCAACCUUUCCCUUUGACCUAGGACCUCUCGGUACCAGGCAAUUCGACCAAGCCGGUCAUUCACCAGACAAGCCACUCAGUCCGCUCAGUCUCCAAACAUUCUCCCAUCGUCCACGAAGUCCAACCCUAGCCGAGCUAUUCCCUGAGCUCGAAGACCAGCCAUCCGACCCACAGACCGAACCAGUGAGCUUGGAAUGCGGUGCACAUGGCGGCCUGCGAUUGUCUCGCCCGGCUUCACCAUCCAUGCCCAACAUUCUCUGCUUUACGUCCAACAAUACAGCCCAGCAGUAUGUGCGCUCCACAAUGACGCACAACCUAAUGCGCAUCUACCACGAUAGCAUGGAGAAUGCCCUCUCCUGCUGGCUGACCGAGCACAACUGCCCGUACUCCGAGCAGCUGAACCACCUUCUUCCGACUCGACAGAAACAGGAAUGGGGGCCCAGCUGGUCGAACAGGAUGUGCAUCCGCGUGUGCCGAUUGGACCGAGUCUCGAAUUCCCUUCGGGGCAGGGUACUAAGCGCAGACGAAGACAAGGCGGCGGCACGAGCACUCCAUCUCGCAAUUGUGGCUUUUGCGUCGCAAUGGACGCAGCAUGCGCAGAGGGGUGCUAGACUCUCGGUUCCCGAGGACAUAGCGGCGCAUGAAAGGGCAAUUCGGAAGAAUACGUGGAAUGAAGCGCGUCAUGCUUUGCAGCACUGCACUGGGAUUCCGUCGUUCAGGGUGAUCUUUGCGAAUAUCAUCUUCUCGCUUACACAGAGUGUGCUCGAUGACACCGAUGCACCCGGGCCAGGAACUCGCCUCAAUCGGCUCUUGGAGAAUGACAGCGCGCCGGUUUUCUUGGAAGCUGCCAACCGCCAGAUCUAUACGUUUAAGCAUAAAUUUGCGCGGAUGCAGCGCGACGCUCGGCCGAGGGUGACCGAGUUGCGCAGGGGAUCGGUCGCAUCGACACUUACAGACAUUUUGGAAGCGCCAUCCCCGUCGUCUGAACGCACGCAGCUGGACCCGAUUCUGGGAAGCGAAGAGCACCGCAGCACACUGAGUCUGAUGUUUUGGCUGGGCAUCAUGUUCGAUACGCUGAGUGCUGCAAUGUACCAACGUCCCCUCGUGGUCUCGGAUGAAGACAGCCAGAUAUCAUCGUCGCCUUCGGCGCUCGACUCUGACUCCCCUAUCAACCUAGACUGCUGGAAGCCAGCCCAAACCAAAACCAAUGCCGACGUCUGGGGCGACCUCUUCCUCCGUACGCCCGCCACUCCCACACAAAUCGACCUCCCAACCCGCUGGCCGUGCAGCUACGAGGAAGCCGCCGCGGUCCUCUCCUCCGCAACGCCCGUGAAAGUCCUCCUCUACCGCCGCGUAACCCAACUCCAAACACUGCUCUACCGAGGCGCGUCCCCUGCGCGACUGGACUCAGCCAUCCAGAAAACCAUGCACGUCUACCACCACUGGACAGCAAAUUACCAACCCUUCAUGCAGGACUGCGUCGCGAACCACGACCUCCUCCCCUCGCGAAUCCAGUCGUGGUACGUCAUUCUCGAUGGCCACUGGCAUCUUGCCGCGAUGCUGCUUGCGGAUGUACUGGAGAGCAUCGACCGGGACAUUGGGACACACUCUGAUGACCACGAACAAAGCAACCGUAAAGACCUCAUCACGACACUGCGACUCGAUAACGCCCUGGCAGUAAGCGCCCUUGCGCGCUCAUCCCUACGGUCGGAAAAGGAGCAGGUCUUCACUCCAGCCAUGGAGCGCCACUUCCACGACUCGCUCACUGAGGUCGCGUUUCUCGUUGAGCCGUGGACCGUUGUGCUUAUCCACUCGUUUGCGAAAGCCGCGUAUAUACUCCUUGACUGUUUAAGUGGAGAACAGGGCCCGUUGGCGGAGUACCUCCAGAUCAGGCAGAACUGUAGCUAUUGUAUUCGGGCACUGCAGUAUCUUGGGCGGAAGUCGGAUAUGGCGAGGCUUGUUGCGGGGGACUUGGAGAGGGGGCUGCAGGGGAGAUAG
This is a messenger RNA of Aspergillus mulundensis, 2436 nucleotides long. RefSeq names its product Zn(II)2Cys6 transcription factor domain-containing protein. Gene Ontology annotation, molecular function: zinc ion binding; DNA-binding transcription factor activity, RNA polymerase II-specific. The transcript is spliced from 2 exons. The coding region runs from base 1 to 2436 and encodes 811 amino acids. Lineage: Eukaryota; Fungi; Ascomycota; Eurotiomycetes; Eurotiales; Aspergillaceae. Gene Ontology annotation, biological process: regulation of DNA-templated transcription. The record is from RefSeq and is a predicted model, not a curated record.